Molecule: messenger RNA, 2583 nt
Organism: Ictalurus punctatus (channel catfish)
Lineage: Eukaryota; Metazoa; Chordata; Actinopteri; Siluriformes; Ictaluridae
Product: extracellular calcium-sensing receptor-like
Exons: 7
Coding region: 1-2583 (860 amino acids)
Biological process (GO): G protein-coupled receptor signaling pathway
Cellular component (GO): membrane
Molecular function (GO): G protein-coupled receptor activity
Source: RefSeq, a predicted model, not a curated record
AUGGGGCACCUGUCAGACCAUCCAGGACCACAGAAAGGUCCCAGAAAGUCCACAAACAACAAUGAGUGCAUCUACCAGGGAGACGAAGGGACCCAUAGUUUCUACAAGGGUGGCGAUGUGAUUUUGGGAGGACUGUUCCCCUUGCACUACAGCCCUGUUUCAGCAGUGCAGUCUUUCCAAAGCAAACCUGAACCGACUGAUUACAAGUACUUUAGUCCUCGAGCCCUGAGGUGGAUGCAAACAAUGACCUUUGCUGUGGCAGAGAUAAAUCAGAGACAGGACUUGUUACCAAAUCUGUCCCUGGGAUACCACAUACGGGACAGCUGUGAUGACAUACCUGUGUCACUAAAGAGCUCACUUCUCCUGGUCAAUGGGCAGCCAGAGAGAGCAAGAGGAUCUGGAUGUGCAAAUGUUAUCAGGCAGCCCUCUCCUGUCAUAGUAGGAGAUGCUGCAUCAGGGAUAUCCAUGGCUGUGCUGAGAACACUAGGCUCAUUCAAUAUACCUUUGGUGAGCUACUUUGCAUCUUGCUCAUGUUUGAGUAACAAGAAAGAGUUUCCCACAUUUAUGCGGACAAUGCCAAGUGACGAAUUUCAGAUUAAGGCUUUAGCAAAGCUGGUCCAUUACUUUCAGUGGAACUGGGUGGGGGUCAUAGGAGUGGAAUCAGACUAUGCUCGCUUUGCCAUCCAGCUCUUUCUAAAGGAAUCAACCAAAUACAACGUAUGCCCCGCAUAUGUGCACUUUUACCCCGUAACACUCACUACAGAAGCAGUGCAGGAGUUGAUGGGUACUAUUAAAGCCUCCACUGCCACAGUCAUUCUUAACUUCUCUGGAGAAUCAGAACUGCAAACUAUUCUAAGAGAAUGCAGGCGACAAAACAUCACGCAUCUACAGUGGAUUGCCAGUGAAGCUUGGGCAACAUCACAGGCAUUGUGGGGUGAUUUCCAUGAUCUCUUACAGGGAACUUUAGGGUUUGCCAUCCGGAAGGGAGAAAUCCCAAACCUUGGUGGAUACCUCAGAGAGAUACUCGCUUCCAGUGCUCAAACCUCACAUUUUUUAGCAGAGUUUUGGGAGGAAACAUUCAACUGUCACCUCAAUGGAUCAUUAAACACUCACGUACACAGAGAGGAGGCCCAGUUCAGGGAAGCUUGUAGUGGGAGAGAGAGUCUGUACAAUGUGUACUCUACCUUUACAGAUGUAUCACAGCUUAGAGUGUCCUACAAUGUAUACAAAGCUGUGUAUCUCAUUGCACAUGCCUUACAUGAUAUGAGUACCUGCGUUCCAGGGCAGGGCCCCUUUCAAAAUGGGACAUGUGGGAAUCUAAAUCCCCUUCUGCCUUGGCAGUUGAUAAGCUACAUGAAGAGAACAAACUUCACAACACUGGGGGAGUUUGUGCACUUUGAUGAGAAUGGAGAUCCCAUUGCAUCUUAUGAUCUGAUGAACUGGCAGGGGGCGAGUGAUGGCUUACUUCAGCUGGUGAAGGUGGGAUUCUAUGAUGCAUCACUGAAGGAGGAUAGUGGCCUGGUCAUAAAUGAAUCAAUGAUUAUGUGGCAACGAGACAAUAAGGCACCAGUAUCAGUCUGCAGCAAAAGUUGUCUGCCAGGUUCCAGGAAAGCCAGGCGAAAGGGUGAACCCAUCUGUUGCUUUGACUGCAUACCAUGUGCUGAGGGAGAGAUUAGCAAUCAAACAGACUCAAAUGAUUGUUUAAGAUGUUCAAGGGAAACAUGGCCAAACCAAGCCAGAGACAAAUGUAUACCAAAAGGUCUGGAGUACCUGUCCUUUCAGGAGCCCUUGGGAAUAAUUCUCUUGGCUGUUUCUACAUUUGGAGCUUGUCUGACUGCUGCAGUGAUUUGUGUAUUUAUGGUCUACAGAAAUACUCCAAUAGUUCGAGGCAACAACAUGGAACUCAGCUUCCUCCUACUCUUGUUCCUAUGUGCAUGCUUUCUAAUUAGUCUGACAUUCAUUGGGAAGCCCACUGAUUGGCUCUGCCAGAUCAGAUUUACAGCCUUUGGAGUCAGCUUUGCACUCUGUAUCGCCUGCAUCUUGGCUAAGACUGUAGUGGUUCUCAUGGCUUUCAGGGCCACCUUACCUGGUAGUAAUGCCAUGAAAUGGUUUGGUCCAGUACAACAGAGAUUUUUUGUCAUAUUAUGCUCUUUGGUUCAAGUACUUAUUUGCAUCAUAUGGCUGAUAACUAAACCUCCAUCUGCUGCCUAUACCACAGCUUUUUUGAGUCCUACUAUAAUUGUAGAGUGUAAAGUGGGAUCUGAGAUAGGAUUCUGGUGUGUGUUGGGAUACAUUGGCCUACUAGCAUGUAUGUGCUUUUUAAUAGCUUUUUUGGCCAGAAAACUUCCAGACAAUUUUAACGAGGCCAAAUUUAUCACAUUCAGUAUGCUUAUCUUUUUUGCUGUGUGGAUAACAUUCAUCCCUGUUUAUGUGAGCACAAAUGGAAAAUAUAUGGUUGCUGUGCAUGUCUUUGCCAUCUUAGCUUCUGCAUUUGGACUGCUUCUGUGCAUAUUUGCUCCAAAGUGCUAUAUUGUCCUGUUGAGACCUGAAAAAAACAGCAGAAAGCAUAUGAUGAAAAAAUAG